AUGGUAGUGUGCGACGGAAAGACGUUGACAGAAAUUCCGAAGUCGCUCUUCCAAAACAUGCGCAACCUGACGAUCAAAAACGCGUUUCUUGGAGAGCUACCUACGAACGCGUUCAGCGCAUACCCGUUGCUCGAACGGUUGCAGAUCAGCCAUAGCGAGGUGAAGCGCAUUCACGAGUUCGCCUUCGCAGGACUUCCCCGACUGCAGUUCCUAUAUAUUCUGAACAACCCGCUGUCGACUCUCGAACCUUACUCAUUCAGUGCCUUGAACAAUGUCAAGGAGGUCUUGAUCCGCGGGAAUGACAUAACGUCCAUUUCUAAGUUUACUUUCUUCAACAGCAAGAACAUCCGAGGAUUGGACCUCAGGGCAAACCCUGUGACUCGUAUCCACAGCAACGCCUUUUCAGGAUUGAACAACGUUCAAUUCUUACAUGUGCCAGAGGGAGUGCGGGACAUCGAGCCGGAUGCGUUUAACAACUUGACCCGGGUCCAUUUCAUGGACAUUCGACUGUGGAACGCAAACCUAUCUGAAUUUAAAGGCGUCGCUUCGUAUACGUUCCGCGGUCUGCGGUACGCUUCAAGCAUUCGAAUUUACAGCAGCAACUUGGGUGUUAUCCGACAAGGGGCUUUCGAAGAGAUCGAAACCGUGGAGACCCUGCAGAUCCGAAACUCGCAUAUACACCGUAUUCAGAAAGGUGCCUUCGAAGGCAUGCACCACGUCGGCAGCCUGGAUAUGGUCAAGAACGACAUCGACUUCGUAGACAGAUCGGCAUUCUUCGAUCUUCCUAGUGAGAACGUGCAUCAGUUUCAACUGAUGGAAAACAACUUCGACUGUUCCUGCAGCAAUUACUGGUUGUUUGCCAACUACGACACCCUUGAUGCUGGCGUCCUUCAAAGGAACUACUGCUCCAGUCCUCACAACCUGCUAAAGAUGCCUCUGAAGGCAAUCAGUGCCGUGUACGUCAAGAACUGCACCGAUCACAUGUCUGACGGCGAGAACGACGAAGUCAGUGCCAAUGGGGCCCCAUUGACCCUCACGUUUUCUUUCCUCCUCGCAUUAUGUUUGCCUCUUUUCCUUGUCUUAUGUAACUUCGAUUUUGUACAACUAUCGUGA
Messenger RNA from Soboliphyme baturini, 1113 nucleotides. Lineage: Eukaryota; Metazoa; Nematoda; Enoplea; Dioctophymatida; Soboliphymatidae. The record is from the annotation of a GenBank genome assembly.